GUGGUGCUGUUCUACGCGCUGCACGCGUACUGCUCGUCCUGGCCCACGGUCACCACGACGGAGUGGGCGUUCUCCAGGGCCAAGAGACUCGCCAUCAUGCUCGUCACGGUGCUGGACGCGGGGCUGCUGUACGUGGACCACAUCCACUUCCAGUACAACGGCAUGCUGCUCGGGCUGCUCAUCCUGUCGGCCACCAAGUUCCGGCUGCAGCAGGACCUGCAGGGCGCCUUCCUCUACGCCGUGCUGCUCAUGUUCAAGCACAUUUACCUGUACGUGGCGCCGCUGUACUUCAUCUACCUGCUGGGCCACUACUGCUACGUCAAGAAGGCCGACUCGGGGUCGUCUGAUGACGAUGAAGAUAACAAUGGGAAGGUGCUGAGGAAGAGAUCCAUCUCGAGCACCGACGUGCACGAGACGAUUCAGGAUCUGCACGACGGCAACGUGGUGUUCUCGGUCGUGAACUUUGUGCGUCUCGGGGUGAUGGUGCUGGCGGUGUUCGCGCUCGCAUUCGGAUCCAUUCUGUGGGACCACGAAGACCCGAUCGCCGGCAUGAAGCAGAUCCUGUCUCGACUGUUCCCCGUGCAGAGAGGACUGUGCCACGCGUACUGGGCCCCUAAUGUGUGGGCGCUGUACGCGUUCCUCGACAAGGUGCUGGUGAUUCUGGGCUUCCCGGCCUCGACCGAGGGAGUCGCGCUUAUGAGCGGUGGACUCGUGCAGGAGGCCAGCUUCGCAGUGCUCCCCACUGUGUCGCCGCUGGUGUGUGCUGUUCUAACGUUCGUGAUGAUGACUCCGGUGCUGCGAAGUAUCUGGAGGUACCCGGACUCGUCGCUCUUUACCAGUGCGCUUGCGUACUGCAUGCUGUGCUCGUUCCUGCUGGGCUACCACGUGCACGAGAAGGCGAUUCUUCAAGUGACGCUUCCCAUGGCGCUAAUGGCCGCUGACAGCGUCGCUAGCAUGAGGCUGUACAGAUUCGCGUCUGGCGUCGCUACCGUCUCGCUCUUCCCGCUGCUGUUCACACCCGCUGAGCAGGGGUCGAAGGUGCUGCUGGGUGCGUGUCACGCUCUUCUGGCGGAGGUUGUGCUCGUCCCGCUUCUCAAGCAGUCGCUGAAAGAGCGUCACAUCAAGGUCACGGCUGUGCAGAUGUCUCUCUUUGAGCGGGUGUUUCUUGCUGGACUGGCGGGUCUUGCCUUGCUGGCUGCGGUGUUUCCGUACAUUCCGAGAAUCGGUAGCCGCUACCCGUUCUUACCCCUGAUGUUGAUCUCGGUUAGCUGCGCUAUUGGAAACAUCUAUGUGUGGGGCUUCACAGUCACCCAACACUUUAGAAAGCUUGAUGCUGUCAAGUACUACCUCGAUGCGCAAAGGCCCAAGUAAAUAGCUGACUUCCAAGAUCGUCAAGUCUCGAGCUAGGACAAUGAAAUAGAUUGGUGUGAUUUCCCUUGUUUUUCAUUUUUCUUGUUCUUAUCUUCUGCAGUUUAAACAUGCAUGGGUAUGAUGUUCACCGCACAGUGUGUUGUGAACCAACUUACCACUCUCUACGACAGCUUGCCAAGCUGCUGCUUCUUCUUGAUGGAGUUCAUGGCGUGGAACACGCCCGAGUCCACCAGGCCAAGGAUGGUGAAGACACCGCCGAUCACUGCGCACAGGUGCGUGAUGAAGUGGUAGAACGGGAUGCUGUCUGACGUGAUCUGGACCACCAGCGGCGAGAUGUCGAAGGUGAAGAGCGCAGACGGCUGCUUGUCCUCGUACUGGGUCGUUGUCGCCGAAAACUCGUACGAUCGCUGCUGCAGGUGCGUCUUCCGCGUGUUGUCCUGGUUGUCAAAGCCGACCACCUGUUCGCACCAAUCGACAGCAUAAAGGUCAGUCUACGUAAGUGAUACAGCAACUCAAUGGAGGCAAGGAUACACCACCACGUACGUUUAGGAAGUGCUGCACCGUGACGUUCUCGCUCUCAAUGGUGUACGUCUUCUUGUCCAGCGGGAAACGGUUCGACGGCGCAGCCAGCAGACCAACGGCUCCAGCGAACAAGUUUUCGGUGCGUCGCACCUGGCCAAACGAGAAGUGGUUGACGACGUGCGAGACGUCGACGGCUUGGGCGUUGAACGACACCUCGUCGGAGCGCGCCGUGAACACCAGCAUACCCGGGACUCGGUUCACACUG
Messenger RNA from Phytophthora sojae, 2158 nucleotides. RefSeq lists its product as hypothetical. Gene Ontology annotation, biological process: protein N-linked glycosylation. The record is from RefSeq and is a predicted model, not a curated record. The transcript has a single exon. The coding region runs from base 97 to 1371 and encodes 424 amino acids. Gene Ontology annotation, cellular component: endoplasmic reticulum membrane. Gene Ontology annotation, molecular function: dolichyl pyrophosphate Glc1Man9GlcNAc2 alpha-1,3-glucosyltransferase activity. NCBI's taxonomy places the organism in Eukaryota, Oomycota, Peronosporomycetes, Peronosporales, Peronosporaceae.